CGCCUCUCCGCAAGCCAAGCGCCGGCUGCACCCCAAAGGACCUCUGAGUAUUUGCAUAUAAACCCGUGCGACUGACUUGCCAUGCCGAUGCUUAACGCUGGGCUUUUUCUCCCCCUUCUCUCUAGCAAAACCGUACAAUCGAAAGUGGACUGCAUUUUGCAAGAAGUUGAGAAGUUUACAGAUCUACAGAAACUCUACCUCUACCUUCAACUGCCUUCUGGACCCAGCAAUGGAGAAAAAAGUGACCAGCUGUCGGUGUCGUCCAGCCGGGCCCAACAGGUGCAUGCCUUCUCCUGGAUCCGGAACACCUUGGAGGAGCACCCCGAGACCUCCCUCCCCAAACAGGAGGUCUACGAUGAGUACAAGAGCUAUUGCGACAAUCUUGGCUACCACCCCUUAAGUGCCGCCGAUUUUGGGAAGAUAAUGAAAAACGUCUUCCCCAACAUGAAGGCCCGGCGCCUGGGCACUCGGGGCAAAUCCAAGUAUUGCUACAGCGGACUCCGGAAGAAAGCCUUUGUGCAGAUGCCGACGCUUCCCAAUCUGGACUUCCAUAAAAUAGGAGAUGGGCUGGACGGGGCGGAGGCGUCUGGGCAGCUGCAGAGUGCAGACGAGGAGGUGGUGUCGGCAGCCUGCCAGCUGGUCUGCGAAUGGGCCCAGAAGGUACUCAGCCAGCCCUUUGACACCGUCCUGGACCUCUCCCGCUUCCUGGUCAAGAGCCACUACAUCGGCACCAAGUCCAUGGCCGCCUUGACCGUCAUGGCGGGGGCCCCAGCAGGACUCAAAGGGAUCCCUCCGGCAGCAUCCGCCUUCAUCCCGACGGCGGAGAGCCAUCUCUUCCAGCCGCAGGUGAAGACCCUUCCUUCCCCCAUUGACGCCAAGCAGCAGCUCCAGCGCAAGAUCCAGAAGAAGCAGCAGGAGCAGAAGCUGCAGUCACCUUUGCCGGGGGAGUCUCCGGGGGCCAAGAGGGCCGAGGGGCCCGGGCCCGCCAGCAACGGGGUGCCCGCCCUCUCCAACGGCAGUCCGGCCAUCCUCUCUCCACAGCCCAUCGGGAUCGUGGUGGCCGCCGUCCCCAGCCCCAUCACGGUGCCCAGGACCCGGCAGCUGGUGACCUCCCCCAGCCCCGUGGGCUCCUCGGAGGGCAAGGUGCUCCCGCUCAACGUCCAGGUGGUCACUCAGCACAUGCAGUCGGUCAAGCAGUCGCCCAAGACCCCGCAGAAUGUGCCCGCCAGCCCCGUGGGCGACCGCUCGGCCCGCCACCGCUACCCGCAGAUCCUGCCCAAGCCGGCCGGCUCCGGGCCCCUCACCAUCCGCUCCCCGACCACCGUGCUCUUCACGAGCAGCCCCAUCAAGACCACCGUGGUCCCCGCCCAACAUAUGAAUGUCGUCAAGAUGACUGCCAUCUCCCUCGCCCCCAGCAGCACCGGCGGCGCAACGGUCAAGCAUUCGGCCACAGGAAUGACUUCGGGAGCUGCAGCGGCCGCCUCCGCUGAAGAGCCGAGGCCCGUCCUGCAGAUCAAGAACGGGUCUGUGGUCUCCCUUCAGUCUCCGGGCUCCAGGGCCGGUGGUGGAAGCGCAACCCCCGCUGCCUCUUCGGUAGAAGUCAAGAUGGAGCCGGAAGGGGCCUUGGAGGAGAGCCAGGAGACCGCGGGCGCUGCCAAAGCCGUCAAAGCUGCCCUGAACGUGGCUGCCGUUGACCAGCAGAGGAGAGAGGAAGGCGGGCCCUGGAAAAGCCAGGCUGAGGAGGGUCUCGGAGAAGGCAAAGGCCUCCAGGGCUACGACGUGGGAGCAGAGGAUUCCGGGAGGAGCGGCCUCCCACUGCCCAGCGGCCUGCCCUCCGUUCAAAAAACACUCCCCUCCCUGCAAGUGACCCUGAACGUGUCCGGCGCUGGAGGCAGUGACAAACUCUUUGCAAAAAGCCCCAGGAAGAGACUGCCCUCGGUCUUUGCCGAAGCCCAGGGCCCUCCGGUCAAGAAGCUCUCGGUAGGGCAGGCCCCUGCUGAUGCUGCGGCUCCAGCUGCUGUGAGUGCAGAGGCCUCCAAGAAAGCCCCGGCGCGGGUGGUGGCUCUGGCCAAGAGGGAGGUCCCAGCGACGCUGCUUCAGGUGCCCGGCAAGGUCAUGAUCAAGGUCCACUCGGCCUCCGCCAGCAACCUGGUGACCUGCCCGCUGGACGCCGACAUCCUCAUCAGCACCAGCGAUGCCGCUCUCGGGCAGCAGCUCUCCACUUCCUCUCCGGACGUCAAGGUCAAGCUGGAAGGGAACGUCUUUGUCCUGGAGAACGCCUCCAAGCCGGAUGGGGGAUUUGCCCCCGAAGUGUGGCAGCACCUGGCCAAGGCCUCCACUUUUGCCGCCGUUAACCACCAACAGCCCCAGAUGCAGCAGCGGCAGCAGCCGCCGCCCCAGCCCCUGCCUUUGCUGCCGCUGCCGCCGCCUGAGGACGAGGAAGAGGAUGAGGAGAUCAGCGUCAUGACCCUGGCGGGGCACUCCGUCUCCGACGACUUGCCCAAGUCCGUCUGGGAGCCCGUGCACUUCGAAGGACUGCAGCCGCAGCAGCUGCCGGCACAACAGUCUCAGCUGCAGCUGCAGCAGGCGGAGGAGGAGGCGACGGUGGCCAUGUACGGGCAGUCGCUGCAGGGCCAGGGUCACGAUGCCGCCUCGCUCGAGCACCUCCAGGCUCAAGCCGCCGGUCAGUUGUCCCUGCAGCCGCCGCCGGAGCUGAAGGAGUUUGAGGACGCCGCCUCCCAGUCCAAUGAGAACUACUUCUCCUUCGAUGACGACCUGACGCAGGACAGCAUCGUGGAGGAGCUGGUGCUGAUGGAGGAGCAGAUGUCCAUGGGGGGCUCCCACCUGUACGGCACCUCCUUGGGCAUGGCUCUGCAAAGCCAGGGGGUGGCGGGGGUGGCACAGGCGGUGUCCCUGCCCUCCCACGUGGCGGGCAGCGCUCACUUCUACCACCCCAUCCACAGCAGCAGCACCCCGGCACACACCCCGACCCCCACGCCCACCCCGACCCCCACCCCGACGUCGGAGCUCAUAACUGGCUCGCAAGGCAUCUCACGGGAGAGCCCCUGCUCCCGGAUGGCCCCCACCACCCCCGUGGACAGCGCCCUCGGCAGCAGCCGGCACACGCCCAUCGGCACGCCGCACUCCAACUGCAGCAGCAGCGUGCCCCCGAGCCCCGUAGAGUGCCGCAACCCCUUCGCCUUCACGCCCAUCAGCGCCAGCGUGGCCUACCAUGACGCCAGCGUGGUCUCCAGCAGCCCCGUCAAGCCCAUGCAGCGGCCCAUGGCGACCCACCCGGACAAGACCCGCCUGGAGUGGAUGAACACCGGCUACGGAGGGGGAGCCGUCUCCGGCCACGGCAUCCUGCCCAGCUACCAGGAGCUGGUGGAGGACCGCUUCCGGAAGCCCCACGCCUUUGCCGUUCCCGGCCAGGCCUACCAGUCCCAGGCCCGGCACCACGAUGGCCAUUUGGGCCGCCUGACCCCCGUGUCCCCCGUCAAUAAGCAAGAGGGCUUUGCCGUCCCCGCUCCCCUCGACGGCAAGGGUUCCGGCUCCUCCUCCUCCUCCUCCUCCCAUGGCAGCAACUUCCGCUGCCGCAGCGUCAGCCCCGCUGUGCACCGCCAGCGCAACCUGAGCGGCAACACGGCCUGCCCGGUCACGGGGCUCUUGCGCUCGGGACUGACGUCCACCACGCACUUCGGGAGCCCCGUCCCCCCUGAGGCACUGCAUGGCAGCCCCUUCGCCAGCCCCGCAGGAGACGCCGGCAGCAGUAGCGCGGCUGCCAAGACCCUGGCCCAGCGCAGCCAGUCGGUCCCGCUGACGGUCAUGAUGCAGACGGCCCUCCUGCCGCCGCCUCCACAGAAACCGCAGCCCAGCGCCAAGAAGAUCACCAACGUCCUGCUGAGCAAGCUGGACCCGGACAGCGAUGACGCCGUGCGGGGCCUGGGCAUCAACAACCUGCCCUCCAACUACACAGCUCGCAUGAACCUGACGCAGAUCUUGGAGACGUCGGCCAGCUUCCCCGGCGGUCAGGGCAUGCUCAACCCCAGCCCGGCCGUGUUUGACUUCCAGUCGCCCAGUUACCUCAGCAAAGACGAUGGCGGCCCCGAUCCUCUGACGUUCUCCUCUGGGGAGCCCCAAGCACAGUCUGCGCCCGGCGGCGAAGCCCAGAUUGACUUUAGCAGCACCGUGAAGGAGCUGCUGGAGGAGGACAGCCUCCAGCCCAGCCAGGAGCUGGUCAACCAAGUGGCUUCGGACCUCGGGGGCGUGGGCGGCGUGUCCUCCGUCUUCUCCAGCGACAUCCGCUUGACCUCCGACCUCUCUGGCAGCAUCAACGACCUGAACGCGCUGGACGCCAACCUGCUCUUUGACCCGGGGCCCCACCAGCAGGGCCAGGACGACGAAGCCACACUGGAGGAGCUGAAGAACGACCCGCUUUUCCAGCAGAUCUGCAACGAGUCCAUCGGCUCCAUGACGUCGGCCGGGUUCGAGUGGAUGGAGAGCAAGGACCACCCGGCUGUGGAGAUGCUGGGCUGACCCAGGAGAGCCCCGCGCAGGCGGGAGAGAGGGAGAUAUACAAAACAUGUAUGUAGCACACUGUAUCUCAAAGGCAGGCGUAUUGUAUUUGUCUUAAUGGAAGUGCCUCCUGCAGCAGAAAACACUGACUAUGACUCCAUUGUGGCAUUUGGGGGGGAAAGGAAAAAGAAAAACACAACAUUGCUCUACCAGCUGCUUCGUUCUUCAGCAGGGAAUCGAGACGAUCCUUACCGUUCCUGAAGGAGGCAGCUUGAUCCAGAGCCAGUAUUAGGUUUUAAGAAUUGUACUUACGGAAGAAGAGCGUUUCUUUUUGUAGCAAAAA
This is a messenger RNA of Anolis sagrei ordinatus, 4858 nucleotides long. Lineage: Eukaryota; Metazoa; Chordata; Lepidosauria; Squamata; Anolidae. The record is from RefSeq and is a predicted model, not a curated record.